Cuculus canorus (common cuckoo) is the source of this 3664-nucleotide messenger RNA. RefSeq names its product bone morphogenetic protein 3 (gene BMP3). The record is from RefSeq and is a predicted model, not a curated record. Lineage: Eukaryota; Metazoa; Chordata; Aves; Cuculiformes; Cuculidae. Bases 607 to 2025 code for a protein of 472 amino acids. Gene Ontology annotation, biological process: osteoblast differentiation; SMAD protein signal transduction; BMP signaling pathway. The transcript is spliced from 3 exons. Gene Ontology annotation, cellular component: extracellular region. Gene Ontology annotation, molecular function: cytokine activity; growth factor activity.
CCAGCGAUUGAAUUUCCAGAGCCGAGUCCCCCUCUGUCUCUGCGCGUGCGAGCGCGUUUUCCUCAGGGUGGUGGUUUCCCCUUUGCUUUGCCUCCUGCUUGCGGUCGCGGCCGAUCGCGAAGGCGGUGCGAUUGGCUGCUGCCGACACGGAGCAGCCCGAGAGCCGAGGCUCGCCCUCGCUCGCACACGCACAGCGGCGCGCACACCCCACGAACGCUCGCCUUGGUCGUGCCGGCACCGCUCAAAGCGGGCACGGAGCAUCCCGCUGCGCGCAGAGCGGCACCUCGCCUCUCCUCAGCAAACAACCUGCACGGCAAGGGGAAUCGACACCCAAGCUGCUGGCGCCGGGAGAGACCGGUCGUUUAUACCGUGCCGCUUUCCUCCACGACGGUUUUCGGAUAUUUUUUCUUUUUUUUUCUUUUUCCUCCAAAAAGAGGAAACCCCGUCUCCGAUUUCCAGCGCCGCGCCCGCACCCGCACGGGUGGCCGCCGGCGGUUGCAUCUGGCCGAAACGAACUUCGCUGGGGUCUCCGUCUCUCGCCUAUCUGCCUGUCGGCCGGGACGAAAAGGGGCUCCGUAGCACGCCCGGAGAGGUCGCAAGGGCAGGAUGGCUGCGGGGACGCGCCGGGCGCUGUGCCUGUACCUGGGCUGGGGCUGUCUCUGCCUGGCUGUGGGCGACGCGCUGAAGGCUGGCUGGGUCGUGCCGCGGCGGCGAGCCGCCCCCGGAGGAGCCGCGGCAGGUGACCGCGGCACGGAGCGGCUGCCGCCGGGGGACAAGGUCUCGGAGCACAUGCUGCGGCUCUACGACCAGUACAGCGGAGGGGCGCGGGCGGCGGCGGCGCGGCCCCGGGACCCGCCGGGGCGGCUCGGACCGCACCCCCGCCUGGGCAACACGGUACGCGGCGUCCGCCCGCUGGCAGCAGGGAGCCCUGAACGCCAGAAUAUGUACAUUUUUAACUUGACGUCACUCACAGAGUCUGAAAAUAUCUUGUCGGCGUCGGUAUAUUUUUAUACCGGUCAUCUGCUGCAAUCUCACCUCAACUGUUCCCAAUCAGGAGGCUGUUCUUGUCAGGGGCAUGGGAAGCCUGAAAUUCAGAUACAUCUUUCAGUUUGGACCUUUCGUCUCAUUGGGAGCCAUGCUCGGAGCCUGGGACGUUUUCCGAUAAGUGUCUCUGCCACUUCCAGGGAUGUCCUUUCCUGGCACAGGAAGGAUAUCACUCAGUACCUGCACGAGGCAAAACGGAACAACGAACUCCUGAUCGGUGUCAGAAUUGAUCUGACUGGCUGUCACCCCUGGAAAAAGGCACCCUCUCUUUAUGAGCCGUACCUUCUGAUUUAUGCCAAUGAUUCUGCUAUUUCAGAGCCAGAGAGCGUCGUCUCUAGUUUGCAAGGGCACCGUCAUCCUCUGGCGAGGGCUGUUCCCAGGCCAGAAAAUCACACGAGGAGCAGCCUUGGAAAGCAACGGCCAAAACGCUCUGCAAACGUCCCGUUGCCAUUGCAGAAUAAUGAGCUUCCUGGGGCAGAGUUCCAGUAUGGGAAGGACAAUAGAUGGGAAGACAGACAACCUUACAGAAUCUUCCGGUCUCGGCUAGCGGAGAGGGCAAAGAGAAAAAAAAAGCAGGGGAAGAAUCGUCACCAGGAGAGCCAGACUCUUCAGUUUGAUGAGCAAACGCUGAAGAAGGCGAGGAGGAAGCAGUGGAACGAGCCAAGGUAUUGCGCCCGGCGCUAUCUCAAAGUGGAUUUUGCAGACAUUGGCUGGAGCGAGUGGAUUAUUUCCCCUAAAUCCUUCGACGCCUAUUACUGCUCGGGGGAAUGCCAGUUCCCAAUUCCAAAGACCUUGAAGCCGUCCAACCACGCUACCAUCCAGAGCAUAGUGAAAGCUGUCGGGGUUGUCCCCGGCGUCCCUGAGCCUUGCUGCGUUCCUGACAAAAUGUCUUCUCUGAGUAUCUUAUUCUUUGAUGAAAAUAAAAAUGUCGUUCUUAAGGUGUACCCCAACAUGACAGUGGAUUCCUGUGCUUGCAGAUAACAUCUGGGGAGUCCCUUUUGAAACGUGAAGGUGAACGGUUGCUCUUUAGGGACUGGGGGUGGUGUUCUACGGUAUCGACUUCUGGUUUGCACUGCCAGCGUGUUUCCUUUGGACAAAAAAGAACAAACUGUAAACCAGUAGUAACAAAGAGGACAGAAACGGAAUGGAUAUUGGAUAGCAAUUCCGAGAAAAAAGAACACAAACUUCAUUUGUCUCUGAUUUUGACCGAGAUGUGAGCAUCUGUGAUGAGGACUGACCGUUUGUUUCUGUUGUAAUUGAGAGAUGAGCAGGCACUUAGUGGACCACCCACAUUUUUGAGACCAUCGGAAGGAUGAACUGCUCUGUUUUUGCAGGAGAUCCUUGGAAGUAGUGGUAUCUGUUAAUUUUUGUCUAGGCUUUUGAGGUGACUAAGUGCGGGGGGGGAGAUUAGAAAUACGCUAUUGUUCCUUUUAAAGCUAAGCUGUCUGCCGUAGGUUAUAGAGUAGCACGGCAAGGAAAAAUCCAAAUCCUACAUACUAAGAGCCUUAGAUAAUCUCACUUAGAAAUCUGUCUGCUCGUCAUGAUCUGUCACUGACUGCCUGCGUGUAUUAAUUUUCAUUGACGUCUCGAUCGCUGCUGCAUGCAUAGUUUUGGUUUCUUCAAAGUGAGGAUUUGCCUUUUGUGCCACCGUGGAAACUCAGCAGGCCAAGGAUAUAAAAGCAUCCUGCUCAGCAAAGCUGCUGAAGGACUUGUUCUGACACAUAUUCUAGAGUGUAGUUGCAAAUCAUCUAAGCAUAAAUCACAGUAGUCCGUUUCUGAUAUGAAAUUAUUGGCCGUGUAAUCCUUAGCUGUAGGCCCUGGUCACGAUUAUUUGAUCAAAAAUGCCUCUUGGUGAGCUUUGAUUGUCAUCUAAGUUGGAUGGUAGAUCUUUUUGGUUUACCUCCAUUCACUUGUAGUCUGGAAGUCAAGUUUGUUGUACUGACGCUGUCAAUUUAAGAUUUCCUUCUAGCGGGUUUUGCACAAUAAAAAUACAAAAUAGUUUCUCGAUGAUUUCAUGUGUUAAAAAAAUGCAUUUGAGAAAGUAUGGGUGGUGGAGGAUAGAUUGAAUGAACAUCCAACGUGCCUGUAAAAACUUAGUUCUGUUACAGAGUAAAUGGUUGCAAAAGUACAUGAGAUGGAACACGUGUUGUAUUUCUAGCGGCGCAAUCUAUAGAGGAUGAUAUCUUUUGAAAUGCUUUCGAGUGCCCAGAGCAGCAUUUCGGUUUGUGCUAAAAGUAAACGUCCAUCGACCUUUCCUGGGGAAGAGUCAGAUGUUCCGGGUGCCAGGGCCUAAAAAUGUGAAGGCCAAAGCUGUCCGUUUCGCCCGGCUGAAAUGGCAGAUGACCGGGAGCAUUUUGAGAUCCUGUUUGUCACUGAAGGUGAACUUGAGGCGAUAGGCAAUGAUUUCUGCUGCUGUGAUGACACAAGCGUGGAAGGGACUUCAAAAGCGUUACUCCAAAAUGAAUGUGGGUAUGUUACUCUUAGUUUUCAGUAGAAUCGAGUCAGACUUUGUCAUGAACCAGAUCAUGUGUGCUACGUGAUACGUUCUGUCUUUUCCAACUUCAAGCUAACAGCAUUCUCCCCAGUUUAACGUAUAAAAGCGAGACGUUUUUAUGUAUGU